AGUUUAGGUCAUCGUCGAAGGAAUUGCCUCCUACUACUCGAGCAUUGUUGCAAUUUUUCGGGCGUAGGCCCCAAAAACUGAUCAGUUUUAAGCAGUAAUUGUCUAACUUUUGUUUUUAUUGUGCUAACCAAGUCCAUUUUUUUUGGAACUCAAAUUUAACAUUUGUCUCAAGCGCUUGGUCUAGUGCUUGAUUCGUGGAGAGUGAACGAGAUGGCGCGUCGUCUUCAAGAAUUCUGCUAAUGCGUAUAGUUCGUGUUGUGCCCUCUAUCGGCGGCUGCCCAAAAGUGUCGUCCCCCAUUUAAAGUUGAUGUGAUUGACUCAGACUGACAUUUAACAUAACCAUACAGUUUGUUUACAAACUGUUUCAACCGAUAUUCCUUUGAAGAAAACAGUUAAAAAAACCCAUAUUUGCCAUGGCGGAGAAGCUCACUUACAUUCAACUCACAUCCUUCGUGAAUCCCACUUUCUGGAGCAAGUUAACCGAACUUAAGUUAGAUGUGGACAGAUUGAGUGAGGCUGAAAGACAUGUCUGGGCGUAUUUUCCUUUGUUGAAUAAUUGUACUGUCCCGCACCCUUACCUCGAAGUAGAUAGUACAUCGUUUAAUAAAGAUUUCAACAGCCAGAACAUGUACGUGCCAUUUGAGGGCACCCUGUGCAACAGAAACACCGUUGAACAGUUUAAGGAAUGCGACAAAAUGGGCAUUAUAAAUGCUGCGGGUGCUAACUUGUAUAGAAGUAUAGUUAGCGGAGAAGCUUUAGAAAAACCCUCAAUUUUAAACAGUUUUUUAAUAUUGUCGUUUGCAGAUUUGAAGAAAUAUGAUUAUUAUUAUUGGUUCGCCUUUGUUGUACCUAAAAACCUGUUUAUCGAAGUUGCAGACAAAAGCAACAUUUCUGCCGUAUUUACCAAAGACAUUAGAUCUACUUUGUACAGCGAAUUUAAGCAGCUUAGCGCCAUCCAAAAGACCUACUUCCUAGUGGAUUCCAAGCUUAAUAAAAUAUUAACGUUAAAGGAAGUUAAAGGCCUCUCAAUGGAUGCUACUAAAGAUUUUUAUUUUGCAUUUUUCAAUAUUUCUGUUUGUCCGGAUCUGGUGGGGUCUCAGCUGCGGAACUUUGUCGCUCUUCUCACUCAUGUGUGGCCUUUUUUGCAGGACACGACUCAAAAAUUCCUAUCAAUUAUCUGUUCGCGCGAUGGAUCUGAAAUUAAUGUCGAUAAGUCUAUGGUAUUCCAUUUGAAGUUGCCCACCGUUAGCGAAAACACUCUGAACACCUGGGUGGGGUGGGAAAAAAAUGAAAGAGACCGUUUGGGACCGAAAGUUGCCCAUAUGAAAAGCACUCUUGAUCCUGCAGUAUUAGCUGAAAAUUCCGUGGAUUUAAACCUAAAACUGAUGAAAUGGCGCGUGGUUCCCGAUAUCAAUCUGGAAAAAAUCAAGUUUACCAAAUGCUUGUUGUUGGGUUCGGGAACACUUGGGUGUUGCGUGGCCAGAAGUCUUCUGGCAUGGGGCGUGCGGACUAUAACGAUGGUCGAUAACUCAACAGUAUCAUUUUCCAACCCUGUGAGGCAAAGUCUUUUCACUUACGAAGACUCGGUGAAAAUGAGGCCGAAAGCAGAAGCGGCCGCGGAUCGCUUAAAGGAGAUUUUUCCUGGAGUGAAAUCCAAGGGAGUACAGCUAACGAUACCAAUGCCCGGACAUACUGUGAGUGAGAGCACUGUGGAACAAACGACGAAAAGUGUGGCUGUUUUGACCGAUUUGAUCAAAGAGAGUGAUGUGGUGUUCCUCCUAAUGGACUCCAGGGAAAGUCGCUGGUUGCCAGCGAUGCUCGGAAGUUUUUAUAACAAGAUUGUGAUCAACGCGGCGCUGGGCUUCGACAGUUAUUUAGUAAUGCGGCAUGGGGCCCAAGCAGGAAACGCUUCUUCGGACGCCAGCCCAAAGGAACUGAAGGGAUUUCAGUUUAUCGAGGGGCGUAAUUUGGGAUGUUACUUUUGCAAUGAUGUCACCGCCCCAGGCGAUUCGGUGAAGAACAGAACGUUGGAUCAACAGUGCACAGUGACAAGGCCUGGGAUAGCGCAGAUUGCUGGCGCUUUAGCUGUGGAGUUAGCUGUGUCGCUUUUGCAGCAUAGCGACGGAUUGAAUGCGUCGGCGUUUUACAAGUUAAAAUGUAGCCCCGACGAUUUGCCCCCCGAAGUAGAGCGGCAAUGUCUGUUGGGACUCUUGCCUCAUUCCAUCCGUGGAUUUUUGCCUUCAUUUACCAACAUUCUACCAGCCACGAUUAAGUACGAUAAAUGCGUGGCCUGCUCCCACUCUAUUUUGCAGGAGUAUGAAAGCGAGGGUCUGGAGUUUCUGCUCAAGGUGUUCAACAGCUCUAAACACCUGGAAGAUGUUGCGAAGCUGACGGCUUUGCUAGAGAGUUUCGAUUUUAAUCAGGUCAUGGAACUGAGCGAUGAGGUUUCUGAUUGAAGUCGUGCUUUGUCCUUUUUUGCUUAGUUUUGCUGGAAUAAAACCACUUUUUUGGAAUAAAA
Molecule: messenger RNA, 2518 nt
Organism: Dendroctonus ponderosae (mountain pine beetle)
Lineage: Eukaryota; Metazoa; Arthropoda; Insecta; Coleoptera; Curculionidae
Product: ubiquitin-like modifier-activating enzyme ATG7
Exons: 12
Coding region: 414-2456 (680 amino acids)
Biological process (GO): C-terminal protein lipidation; cellular response to nitrogen starvation; autophagy of mitochondrion
Cellular component (GO): phagophore assembly site; cytoplasm
Molecular function (GO): Atg12 activating enzyme activity; Atg8 activating enzyme activity
Source: RefSeq, a predicted model, not a curated record